AUGCCUGACGGUGCCGCACCAAAACGCCGAGCCUCGCAGCAGCAGAAGCGCCGGCUAUCGACUGAACAUGCUCCAAAUUCAUGGGGCGGAGCAACGGCAGGAAACAUCUACGGCGGAUUGUCGACUGUAUUCGAGAAGGACAAGGUGAUCUUCGCAGUGGCUAUCCGUGAUGCGACCUACCUGGUGGACUUUGCGCAGGAAGAACUGCCGUUCAGCGAUGGCGACAACCUGGACUCGAAGAUUGGUGACCACAUGAUGUUCCAUCUAUACAAGUGGUGCGACACACAUUUGGAGAAGAUGAUCGGACUAGCUAUUCCGAAAGAGCUGGCCGACGCCUGUCCCACGAUUACCUCACGUCUCUGGCUGGAGCUCGAUAUUAUUCCAUUGGUAUUAGCAGAUAACAGGCUUGAUAUCGGCAGCGACGAUUCAUACCAUGGAUUCCAGCAGUCCGAGGACUGGGAUUUGAGGACUUUGGAUGAGCAGGCAGAGUCCAUGGCUCGGAAAUGCGUUCGGCUUUUCGGUCCUGAGAGUAUUCCGUUACUUCAAGUUGGCCUUUCAGGUCUUGUACAGGUUGACACGGCUUUCCACGUGCGAUUGACCAACAAAAAGAACUAUGAAGACUCCGUGACUUCCAACACUUGGAAGGCUAUUCAGUAUUAUGCAAAUGAUCUCAAAGACCGGAAGGUCAAAUUGGCGUUCUUUAGCGCCACCCCGCAAGGAGGAGGAGUCGCUCUCAUGAGACACGCUAUGGUGCGGUUCUCUCACGCGCUAGGAACCGACAUGAAAUGGUAUGUGCCCAAGCCACGACCAGGCGUUUUCCGUAUCACCAAGACGAACCACAACAUUUUACAAGGUGUUUCCGCUCCCGAGGAGCGUCUGACGGAUGAGAACUGGGAACAGGUUACUAGCUGGAUCCACGAGAAUACCGAGAGGUACUGGCUACGACCGGGAGGCCCUCUUGAGCAUCCGGACAAAGGAGGCGCCGACGUCAUUGUCAUUGACGACCCGCAAAUGCCCGCCCUCAUUCCCCUGGCGAAGGAAAAAGCUCCAGACCGACCGGUUAUUUUCCGAAGCCAUAUUCAGAUCCGAAGUGACCUGGUGGACCAAGAAGGGACACCGCAGGCGGAGUGCUGGAAUGCCAUGUGGAAGGACAUACAAAAGGCCGACGUAUUCGUCAGCCAUCCGGUGAAAUCCUUUGUACCGAAGAACGUUCCCCGGGAUAUGGUAGGCUACUUGCCUGCGUCGACGGACUGGCUGGAUGGCCUGAACAAGAACAUGCGAAACGAGGACAUAGCCUUCUACGGACGGAUCUUCAACUCGUGGGCUCGAAACUCUGGAAUGCCAGUCAUCGACCAUCCAGCAGACGAGUAUAUCAUCCAAGUCGCCCGCUUUGACCCGUCCAAGGGUAUCCCCGACGUCCUAGGGUCCUACGUGAAAUUCCACAAGCGCAUGCAAGAGUCCUGCCCCGAGAUGCCCAUUCCCAAGCUCCUGAUAUGCGGCCACGGCUCCGUCGACGACCCGGAUGGCACGAUAAUCUAUGAUCAGGCGGUGAAUUACAUCGAAGAGUCGAUUCCCAAUCUAGCCGACGAGAUCUGCGUCGUCCGCCUUGGCCCCUCUGACCAGGUCCUCAACGCACUCAUGUCCAAAGCAAAGGUCGCCCUCCAACUCUCCACCCGCGAGGGCUUCGAAGUCAAGGUCUCCGAAGCUAUUCACAAAGGUCGCCCGGUCAUUGCUACACGGGCUGGCGGCAUCCCGCUACAAGUCAUCGACAAGGGCAACGGGUUCCUGGUGGAUGUUGGGGACACAGAUGCAGUCGCAAACCACCUCUUCGAUCUGUGUACGGACAAUGAGCUCUGGCAGAAGAUGCACAAGUUUGCGCUGAAGCAUGUGUGUGAUGAGGUCAGCACGGUGGGUAACUCGCUCAACUGGCUGUAUCUUGCUUCGAAGCUCUCCAAGGGAGAGGUCAUCAAGCCGAAUGAGCGUUGGAUUAAUGAUAUGGCUCGUGAGGAGGCGGGCAUUCCGUACCAGGAGGGCGAGGACCGCCUGAAGCGGGAGCUGGAAGUGCCCAAGAUGGGUUAA
Molecule: messenger RNA, 2079 nt
Organism: Aspergillus mulundensis
Lineage: Eukaryota; Fungi; Ascomycota; Eurotiomycetes; Eurotiales; Aspergillaceae
Gene: ccg9
Product: putative trehalose synthase (Ccg-9)
Exons: 4
Coding region: 1-2079 (692 amino acids)
Molecular function (GO): glycosyltransferase activity
Source: RefSeq, a predicted model, not a curated record